Messenger RNA from Olea europaea var. sylvestris, 1183 nucleotides. Its product is annotated as agamous-like MADS-box protein AGL11. The coding region runs from base 153 to 1058 and encodes 301 amino acids. Gene Ontology annotation, molecular function: cis-regulatory region sequence-specific DNA binding; protein dimerization activity; DNA-binding transcription factor activity, RNA polymerase II-specific. Gene Ontology annotation, biological process: positive regulation of transcription by RNA polymerase II. Lineage: Eukaryota; Viridiplantae; Streptophyta; Magnoliopsida; Lamiales; Oleaceae. The transcript has 2 exons. The record is from RefSeq and is a predicted model, not a curated record.
ACUUGCCCAGCUGCUGCUCAAUUUGGGAAGAGAGCGGUUUCGGAGAUAGAAUUGGCGCUUCCGAUUGAACCGUUGGCGCGGCAAAAUCAAAUGAAAUGGGAUUCAAAAUCAAAUAAAAUAGCCGUUGGCGCGGGAAUCUGUCAACGGGAAUCAUGGAGAACGCGCUGCCAAGAAACAAGAAUCAGAGGGCCAUCGAAAAGACUUUUUUGAAGCGGAAAGAUUGCAUCAAGAAGAAGAGCAUGGAACUCUCUGUUCUCUGUGAUGUCAAGGUCUGUGCCAUUAUAGUUGGGCCGGACGGAAGAGUCGAAACAUGGCCAGAAAGUCAUGAUGAUGUGCGGCAGGUGAUCCAAGCAUACAAAAACUGCCCAGUCGACAAGAAGAAAAGGGAACGGCCCCAAGAACUUGAUCAUGGUGGCAGUAAUAAAAAACAGAAAGUAUGUGCUGUCUCUGAGGGAGUGAAGAGAACUGGGUUUACUGAUGAAGAUGUGCUUAGAAGUAUUGAUGCAAAGUUAUGUGAAGUAAGGAAGAGGAUCGAGUUGAUUAAGUCCAAUGAUCAAAAGCGUUCCUUCUUCCAAGAAACUGCUUCUUUUGGUCAGAGUCCAAUUAUAAAUAACUCCAUUUGUUUCGACACACAACUAGAAGAAAUUCAAGGAUUUGAGGAGAAUGAUCUAUUUGACUGGUGCGAUGUUUUUAAUGCUGGAUCUGAAAAUCCACGGGACAACCAAGAACUUUUCACAGCUGCACCAACUCCAACAUCGCUCAAUCCGUGCAGUGGAUUAACCGACACAGAUCAAGAUUUUCAGUCGUCUACACCGGCGGUGAACUCAUUAACCCCUGGUUGUGAAUUGAUGGAUACAUUUUCUGUGACAAAUAAUGGAGAAUUCAACCAGUUUGCACCAACUGAUCUCAACUCAUUUAUUUCUGGUAGCGAAUCAGUGAACUCCUUUACUUUGCCAAGUAAUCAGUGUUUUAAACCAAAUCGGGAUUGGUUCGAAGACAGCGCAUUUGUGGCUGACCUGAUUUCGUGGGACGCUGCUCCUAUUAAUAUUUGGACUUAGUAUUUUCUUGUUAGUUAGUUGUAUUUUUUGGUUCUUUGAUAGUUCAUUUUCAAUUUGAGAUCUUUGUAAUUUGCAUCAUUUCGAUGCAUGACUUAGGAUAUCAACAAGUAUAUAAUUUUUUCAAU